UAGUGUGCCUCGCGCCUGUUCAUUUCCUAGUUGCUCCCUUGAUGGCCCGCUUGCAACAUCGCGUCGUUGUGAGCGGGGCCUUAUGAAUUCCGUGCACUUAUUCGAAUUCGAUUUUUUUUCAGUGUUGUGACGUUAUAGGGGAACAAGUGUGAAAAUACAAUAAAAUAAACAGUGCCUUAUUAGAAUGUUUAUUUAAUAAGAAACGAAGGGAAAUAUAAACAGAGACGACGGCUACAAAAUGCCAAAAAACUUGUUACUUUUCAAAAAGUUAAUACCUGAAAUAAACUUCGCGAAAAGGAAUCUAACAUCCCCGCUCGGUCGGAACAUAUAUAUCAGCUAAAACAGUGCAACAUAGUUGACACUAGUGCCAUAGUUUUUUUCGAAGAAAGAAAUUUAUGGUCUCACGUUGCCUUACGACAUAGUCGGUUUGAACACCCUUGAAGAGUGACAUUGAGCCAUGAGAAUACGAUUCGCCUGGCCAAAGAUCACCUAAAUUGAAACUUUGAAAAAGGAAGAUGAACAAUAAUCAGUUCCACGAACUGUUCGGGUCUCAGUGGCCCCCGGACCAGCACGGAGGACACUCGUCGGCCUCGACGAUGCUGCAUCAGCAAGGGUUGCCCCAAGGGAUGCAGCUGAAGCGGGAGCCGCAUGAGGUCCAAGGCAUGCACAUGGGAAUGGAUAUAACGUCAGGAUCCGUAGCUGACAGCACCUCGCCUCCCCCCAACAGCGAGGGGAUGUUUGGGUCAUCGAUCUCCGGAAUGUUCAUGGACAAGAAAUCUGCCAACUCUAUAAGAGCCCAAAUUGAGAUAAUACCAUGCAAGGUAUGCGGAGACAAAUCAUCAGGGGUCCACUACGGUGUCAUCACCUGCGAGGGCUGCAAAGGAUUCUUCAGGCGCUCACAAAGUACAGUGGUGAACUACCAGUGCCCUCGUAACAAGGCGUGCGUGGUAGACCGCGUCAAUCGCAACAGAUGUCAAUACUGUCGCCUUCAGAAAUGCUUGAAGCUCGGCAUGAGUCGUGAUGCUGUCAAAUUUGGUCGUAUGUCAAAAAAGCAGCGGGAAAAAGUACAAGAGGAGGUGAAAGCGGUACAACUUCGCACUCAAAUUGAAGCAGCUCCAGACUCAGUCUAUGACUCACAAAGACAAACGCCCAGCUCCAGCGAUCAAUUCCAUGGGCAUUAUAAUAGCUAUCCGGGCUACGGAUCGCCUCUUUCAUCAUAUGGUUACAACAACACAGCGCCAACGCUAACGUCAAAUAUGAGCGGUUUGCACCAACAACCACAGCAACAGUACGACGUGUCAGCGGACUACGUUGACUCAACGACGUAUGAACCGAAACAGACGGCUGGCUUUCUUGAAACAGAUUUUAUUGGGAAUGACGAACAACAAAAGUCAACAAUUCGUCCAACACCAACAACAACAUCAACAUCAACGUCCACAUCAACAAUCCGGCCUGUCAACGUUGACAGCCGGCGAAUACAGGAGUUCGAUCGAUACGAGGAGCGAAUACAAUCACCCGUGUCCAUAUCCAGCGGAGUUAUUAACAUAAAACAAGAAAUUAAACCAGAAACAUCAAUCGGCGUUGACAAUCUUGUUGCAAGUUAUGUAGACUCAACGACAUAUCUACACAGUCCGUCAAACAUACAACAUAGCCCCAUGGAGAUACAGAAUUCUGUGUUGGUCAGUCAGAAUUCCUUGAACGAGGAGCUAAGCCCGGACGAUAUGACGUCCAGUAGUGGUCAUAGAAUGAUGGAUCCGUUGAAUAUGAAUAUGUCGGGGAUGGGAAUGGUCAACCCGAACGCCGUGACGCGACGACAUCAGGGUUCAAGUAGUUCGAGCGAAGAUUUGCCGUCGGAAGGCGAUCUAAGCAAGAUGUUGGUGAAGAGCUUAGCCGAAGCUCAUGCAAACACAAAUCCAAAACUUGAAUACAUCCAUGAGAUGUUCAGAAAGCCACCAGACGUGCCUAAACUAUUAUUCUACAAUUCAAUGACAUACGAAGAGAUGUGGCUGGACUGCGCGGACAAACUGACAGCAAUGAUACAAAAUAUCAUUGAAUUUGCAAAACUCAUUCCUGGUUUCAUGAAACUCAGCCAAGAUGAUCAGAUCCUACUUCUUAAGUCAGGAUCGUUUGAGCUGGCGAUUGUCCGCCUCUCGCGAUUGAUUGAUAUCAACAGGGAACAAGUAUUGUAUGGAGACGUCGUUCUGCCGAUAAGGGAAUGCGUACACGCACGUGAUCCUCGUGAUAUGGCGCUAGUGUCGGGUAUAUUUGACGUGGCAAAGUCGAUCGCAAGACUGAAGCUGACCGAAACUGAGUUAGCGCUAUACCAGAGUCUAGUGUUGCUGUGGCCAGAAAGACACAACGUCCGUGGCAACUCAGAGAUCCAAUGUCUGUUCAAUAUGUCAAUGACGGCCAUGCGCCAUGAGAUCGAGACAAAUCACGCGCCAAUCAAGGGUGACGUCACAGUUCUCGACACAUUGCUGGCUAAGAUACCCACCUUCAGAGAACUAUCGCUGAUGCACUUGGAGGCUCUAUGCCGCUUCAAGGCCGCGCACCCACAUCACUCGUUCCCGGCGCUUUACAAGGAACUGUUCUCACUAGACAAUGUGCUCGACUACACGCACCAAUAAUAAAGAUCUCAAAUAAUGAGACUCAAAGACUUGGUUCAUUCAUUUUUCACUUUCAUUUCGCCCAAACUGAUGGCCCCGCACACAAUUGUUAACCUAUUUAUACAUUGUAUGUAUGUACAUUGAGACUGUUACAAUGCUAUUUACGUACGUACGUAUAUAUAUAAAUGUUUAUUUAAUUUGUAUCUAAGCGUGCGCGGGCGCCGUCAGUUUUACAUUUAUUAUUAAGAUUCGUAAUAAAUGUAUUGGCUUUACGGAUUCGUCUACAAAUGCGCGUUUUUUUUUCGCGCGUCAUGGAGGUAUCAUGAUGUAUCUAACAUGAUAAAAUAAUUAUAUAAAGAUAUAAUAAUAGAAAUAGAGUUUUUAUUAAGAAAUAAAUACAGAAGUUAUGUAGCAGAAUAAUGAUCACACAACGGUUUUGUUUAGCGAAACGUUUUCAUAGGUUUUAUAAUUAUUUCAACAUUUAUGCUAACUUGUUAUUUAUUUCAAAUGAUUAUUAAUAUUGACGUUUUUUUUUAUUUCGAAUUAAGAUCGGUUAUGUAAUAUAAGAAUACAGAUACUGCCCGAUUUUUUGUAGUCUUUUUCUUUGGCUUUUUAUUGAAGGUGUCGAACACAAAGCGAAGAAAAAUUAAUGAAUAUUAUUAAAGUAUAAUUAAUAAGUUGCGUAUUGAACAAAAUCAGGCGAGCAAUUGUAUUAUAUUAUUAGAAUACUCAAAUCUUAUUAUGGCGGGACGUUGAAGCGUUUUAUUUAUACGUUAAUAAAUUAUUUUCAAUUAUUUAAAAGAUGUGUAUUAAGUAUCAGGUUUUUGACACCCAAAAUCGCCUAUAAUAAGAUUUGAUUUAUUAAAUUAACAACGGUACCCUCAAAUGUUUUGAGAUGUUUAGCAGGCAAUUUUUGUUUCUUGGAAUGAUUUUUGAUCUCAUUUUAAGCACUUUUCUUCGCUUGGGUGCCAUGUUCGGUUUUUUAUCAUAAUAAUGAUGCACAGAAAACGCAUAAUAAUUUAUAUUAUUUUUUUUUUAUUUUUACAUUUAAAGUUUAUUGACUUGUAUACGUAAGCCGUUCGCUAUUUACCGAUGACGUAAUUUUUGGUUUUAAAAAUAUAAAUUGCCUGCUAUGUUAUUUAGAAUUAUUAAUAAUUAUCAAUUUUUCUAACACUACUCUAAGUUUCGUGAAAUAGCCUUUACUAUAGACUGGUUUAUAUUAAUGUUAAAUCUUAUAAAACUUAACACGUAUUUUGUAAAUAGUUAUUAAUCAUAUGUAUUUUAUAUUAAAUGUCAUAUAAGGUUCGAUGGGUUAUUUUUAAUUUUUACAUUCUAUUAAAAAAUAUAUAAAAACAAAUUUUCCACAGUUAAUCGGGAUCGCAAUCUUGACGAAUCAUGUGAAAAUGUUGUUUUUACUUUAUAUAUAUUAUAUAUUUUUUGUUAAUAAAGCAAUCUGUUAUUGUCUAUUCAUUUUGUUUUAUUUUUUUCAUUUUUCGUUGAAUAAAAAUAUAUUUAUUUUUAUUUUUGGUUUUUUAUUUUAAUUUUAGUUACCACAUUGUGUUAACUUCUUCAUAUAAUAGAAUUAAUCAUGCAUACAUAGUGAGAACAUAAUAUAGAAUAAAAAUAUACGGGUGGUUCAAGUAUUAUUUUAAAAAUACUGUUGCUGAUUUGUUGUUUCUGAGAAUCCUUGUUAAUAUGACAAAAUAUAUAUUGUAUUUAUUUAUUUGAAUGCAUUUUUUAAUUAGAUGCACAUUAUUAGAUGUGUUAGUAUGUAUUGAUUUUGCUAUAGUGAGUAAUGUCUAAUUUUACAUUAGAUUUUAUUUCACAACUACUAUUUUACAUUAAACAUACAUAUCUUAACACGGAUACAUUAUCACUUAUGCAAAUUAGUUUUCAUUAUAUUUUUAAUUUAUAUACCAUCUUAUAUUCGUCUAAGUUUUUUUAUGAAUUUUUGUUCUUAGAACCUGUGUGUCGUAAAACCUUUAUAAAAUGAAUAAUUUGUAAUAAAUAUUAGACAUUACUCGUAUAAAAAAUGUGCACGAAAAAAAUUAGAGCACUAAGACUGAGAAUUGGAAAAAAAAUGGUAAAGUUUUUUGCCUAAAUAUUAAAAUGCCGUCUACAUUUAACGCCUGACGCGCAUUUUUGAAUCUGGAUUCAAAUUAAAACCUAAUCAAGUACAAAUUAUUAUUGAGUACUUAAUAUAAUUUACGAAUCGUUAAUUAUUAGUUAGCAAUAAUUUUACAACGGUAUUGUUAGGUAUAAUUAAUGCCAGGAGCGUGUUUAAUUUCCGAUUGACUAAUUGACAAGUAGGAUUUUUUUUAUAAUGACCAUAGACAAUUUAUGGUUUUUAAAUCUAGAGGUUUAUUGUCCUUACUUUUGUUAUUACUAUAGUUUUGGUAAUAUUGUUAUGUAUGUUCUUAAGGGUAAUUGCUAACACCUUUACCCAAAAAAUAAUCUACGGAUUUCACAAUCAUAACAAACACGGUAUAAUUUAUUUGGAAUUUUACCUGCAAUGUUAUUUCAUUUGCUUUAGUAACUUUGGUCAUUUCUAUAGUACUUACUGCCUUUUGUUAUCGUUAAAAUACCUAUUUAAGCUUAGUCAAUCAGUUUUUAAGCAACAUGCCGGCGUUAGAUAAUAAUUUUACCGAAUUCAGAUUCUACAGCGGAGGCAUUUGUCGAAUUUAUUUAAAAGAUCAUUGUACAAUCCAAACCUGUGACAAUGUGUCCAUUCUAUACUUCUUAUAAAGUAGACUUGUGAUUGGUGCAGAAAUGAUUAAGAGAGACGCAUAUUUCAUACGAUUACACUCGUAGGAGCGUCGUGUUAGUACUAGAAUUAGGGUAAAGAUUAAAAUUGCUGGGUAGUUUUAUUAGAUAUUUCUAAAAAGUUUUGUACUAUGUUUUGCUAAAUUUUCACUUAAAUAAUAUCAUAGACUUGGACACAUAAUAAUGAUAGGAACUUUUCGAAAAAGCAAGCAAUUGCGGGAAUAAUCGUGUUUUUUAUAAUUCAACGUUUUAUUUGUAAAUGAUUUGAAUAGAGCUUCUAUUUUAUACAAUACCCGUUGAUAUUGGGUCUUGAUCACACAUAGUGAAAAUUUUUUAUAUCUUGUUUUCUAUGAGAUAAUUAUUUUAUAUUAUAAAAAAAUAUUAAUUUGUUAACUGAAGUAUUUUUACACAUUACCUGAACAUAUUAAAGAGUAACAAAAUAUAAAAAAAACAUAUUAUAUCUAUGUAAAGAAACAGAAUAUAUAACAUAUAAUGUACGCAUAAGCUAACCGAAAUAUCUGUAAUCUGAAUUAAUUUCAAUUAUUUCGUUUAAUUUUUUUUGUUUUCAAAAAGAUUUUUCGGUUAACUUACGUUUGCUGAAGCUUUGUUGAUUUGUGAAAUUACAAACUAAAGUACCUUAGUAGUUGGAGGAGGAAUUUGAGAACCAAUAGUAAAAUAAAUGUUAUUGUUUUUAUUAUUAUUCUCGAAUCACUUGCAA
This is a messenger RNA of Pieris rapae (cabbage white), 6087 nucleotides long. RefSeq names its product probable nuclear hormone receptor HR3 (gene Hr3). Gene Ontology annotation, cellular component: nucleus. Gene Ontology annotation, molecular function: nuclear receptor activity; RNA polymerase II cis-regulatory region sequence-specific DNA binding; zinc ion binding. The record is from RefSeq and is a predicted model, not a curated record. Gene Ontology annotation, biological process: regulation of transcription by RNA polymerase II. The transcript has 13 exons. NCBI's taxonomy places the organism in Eukaryota, Metazoa, Arthropoda, Insecta, Lepidoptera, Pieridae. Bases 516 to 2627 code for a protein of 703 amino acids.